AUGCAAAGCAGUGCAGUGAAUUCGCUGAGUCUCGUGAACGAGGCUCUGCGUAGUUCCUGGCCCUCCGGACAGACACGUGCCCGUCAGAGUUUGUCGCCAGAUGUACCGGUGCUUUCGCCGUACUGGUAUCUGAUGUUGAAAACAUGCCAACGGAGCUGGCUAUCAUCUCCCGGCGAGCGCCGUCGCGCCUGCGGCGGACGCAGUGCAGGCAGCAGGCUCAGAUUCUUCGAUUCAGCAGACUCGUGCCCCCCGUGCAGCGCCUGCGCGGCUGCCUCCGCGCUCGGAGCGUGUCCCUGGCGCCGCCCACAGAGCCCCUGGGGCGUUGGCGGGCGGGCCAAGGCGUCGGUGGAGGCGUUGGGCCCUGGGGCGGAAGGCGACAAAGAGAAAGAGGAGCACAUUGAGAAAGACACGAGGGGAGAGAGAGCGAAGAAGGGAGCGGAGGACGAGGCUGCUGCGCGGCGAGAGGGAGGCGAAGCGAAAGAACGGAUUGGGCGAGGCACUCAGGAGGCCGUGCUGCAGGUCGGAGGCGAGCCGGCGGACAGGAAAAAUGACACGCCAGAGGGUCCGGAGAGAGGACGACCGAAACAGAAACAGUCCCGAGCGGGCAAGGGCGAACCUGAGGGCUGCUCCCGAGCGAACAACUUUGCACAUCAAGAGGGCAAGGCGAAGAGGAAGGGAAGGCCGCGGUCGACUGGUUCGAUGAAAGCGAGGGGUCUCUAA
Molecule: messenger RNA, 720 nt
Organism: Besnoitia besnoiti
Lineage: Eukaryota; Apicomplexa; Conoidasida; Eucoccidiorida; Sarcocystidae
Exons: 2
Coding region: 1-720 (239 amino acids)
Source: RefSeq, a predicted model, not a curated record